Messenger RNA from Phaedon cochleariae (mustard beetle), 2609 nucleotides. The record is from the annotation of a GenBank genome assembly. NCBI's taxonomy places the organism in Eukaryota, Metazoa, Arthropoda, Insecta, Coleoptera, Chrysomelidae.
ACAACCAAAUAAAAUUUCCCAGUGAAGCAUACAUUUCUUAUCAGCAGUUAUAUCCGCUGUAUUUACUGACCACUAUACGUUAAUCAUUUCCUCUAAAGCGGCGUUUCAACGAUGACGUUAGGAAACGUUCUAUUUAUUUCAGUUAUUUUGGGAUUUUGCAAUGCCCAAUUGUCUUUGAGUAAUUGUGACAAAGAAACAUGCGAGGAGUGUAUCCAACAAAUAGACUGUGCCUGGUGCAGUGAGCCCAUUCUAGACCCACAGGCCGAUGACAAAAAAACAGUCGUACACUGCCGGCCGAAAAACGAGACAGCCCUCUGGUGUCCGUCUGAAGCCAUGCUGGAGUCCCCCAAAACGGAUUUCCGCAUCCUCCAAAGCGACCAGUUCUCCAACGACAAAGAAAACCCCACCCAGAUCAUGCCUCAGCGAGUACGACUGGCUCUGAGAAGGGGGCAGAAACACGAGUUGAAGUUCCGGUACAAGAUAGCAGCGAACUACCCUGUAGAUCUGUACUACGUCAUGGAUCUGUCGAAUUCCAUGAAAGCGCACAAGGACAAAUUAGCCCAGUUGGGCAGCAAGUUGGCCAUGACGAUGAGAAAUAUAACCACGAAUUUCCAACUUGGUUUCGGUAGUUUCAUAGACAAAGUGGAAUUGCCUUUCACCAGCACCCGAAAGGAGAGAUUGAGAGCGCCUUGUGACGGAUGCGCUAGCCCUUACAGUUUCAAAAACCAUAUGCCGUUAUCGGUCAAUUACGCGAAAUUUGUGGACCAGGUGAGAUCUUCAAAAGUGUCCGGCAACUUGGACACUCCUGAAGGGGGAUUGGACGCCAUUAUGCAAGCCAUCGUCUGCAAGAAACAAAUAAAAUGGCGACCGCAAGCACGCCAUCUAUUGAUUCUUUCCACCGAUGCCGGUUUUCAUAUAGCGGGUGAUGGCAAAUUAGCCGGCGUCGUAGAACCUAAUAAUGGAAAGUGUCACGCUAAGGAGAGUGACUAUCUUAAAUACGACUAUCCUUCAGUAUCGCACAUCAACCAUGUGGCAAGAGAGAACCACAUCAACAUAAUUUUCGCUAUAGUCAAGAAAACUAAUGACGUCGGCAAAGCUUACAAAGAGUUGUCGAAACAUAUAGAAAACUCGAAUUUCGGAGAACUUAACGAGAAGGAUGACAACAAUGUCAUCAACUUAGUUGUCGAUAACUAUAAUAAAAUAUCGCAGACAGUGAAAUUCACUUCGAACGCAGAUAGUGCAGUGGACGUGAGUUUUUCAUCGAAUUGCAACAAUAUCGACGCUACUUAUCUGUCAGACAGAUGCAAUGACGUACAUGUGGGCGACGUUCUCGAAUUCACUGCCACUAUUCAACCCAGAGAAUGUUUCCCCAACGGGCAGACAAAAAUAUUGUACAUCAGGCCGGAUGCUUUGAAUGAAACUCUACAGGUGGAACUCGAAGUUUUAUGUAACUGUUCUUGUUCUAUGCGAAAUCACAGCACGUUUGUGCCAAAAUCAGAUAAGUGCAGUACAUUUGGAGACAUGAAAUGCGGGAUUUGUGAUUGCUCAGAGGGAAGGUUCGGCAGAGACUGUCAAUGUGACAGCUCGCAAAGCACCUCCGAGGACGUCAGCAACUGUAUCAUGACUGGAUCGACCGAAAUUUGUUCAGGUUCGGGCCAAUGCAGAUGCGGCAAGUGCGAAUGCAACACGAAUCCCGCUAACAAGGAUGAAAAGAUCUACGGAAAAUAUUGCCAGUGCGACAACUACUCAUGCAAGAAGGGCGAGAAUGAUUUGCUGUGCUCAGGCAGGGGCGACUGCGACUGCAGCGUGUGCAAAAACUGCCAAGCAGGCUACACGGGGGACGCCUGUCAGUGCGAGGUGAGCGAGGCGCGAUGCACCGACCCGCAAACUGGCGCCGUGUGCUCCGGCAGGGGGCGCUGCGUGUGCGGCCGGUGCGAGUGCAACAUGGACGAGAACCGGUACUCAGGGCAGUACUGCGAGGACUGCAUCUCUUGUCCCGCCCAGAGAUGUGAAGAGCUCAGACACUGUGUUGAAUGCCAGGCAUACAAAUCAGGGAUCUACAACGGCACACUUUGUGAUGCUCAGUGUACCACCUUCACUACCGAAAUUUUGGAUACUCUCGGCACAGAUGACAAUCAAGAAAUAAAAAAAUGCAGGAUUCCCGACAACGACAGAUGCAUCAUCAACUUCGAGUAUUAUUACGAUCAGGACAAUAAAUUGGUGGUCAGAGCGUCUAGAGAGAAAAUAUGUGCCCCUCCACCAAACGUUUUAGCUUGGAGUACGGGGGUGAUUGGGACCAUCAUUAUAGCAGGACUAAUUCUCCUGUUAGUUUGGAAAAUCUGUACGACUAUCCACGACAGACGGGAGUAUGCGAAGUUCGAAAAUGAACAAAAGAAGCUCAAAUGGAGCACGAAUGGCAACCCCCUGUACAGAGAGGCGACGACGAACUUUGCGAAUCCCGCUUAUCAAAGGUCCAGCGUCAGAAUGUCUGAUACAAAACGAUCUUUGGAGUGAAAAAGCUUUGAUAAAAAAAGUAGUAUUCGAUUUGAAAUGCUAUUGUUAAUUUUGAAAAAUGUGUGUCAAAAUAUCGAAUUUGUCAAAUUUCAACU